AUGGCUUUCGCGGCGUUGCAGGUUUCCGUCACGGUGAUCGUGCUCACCGCGCUCAUGUUCAACAUGUUUAGAGGAUCCCAAUCCUCCACUUGGUGGGGGCGAUACCUGGUCUAUCCGGCCACAUAUGUGCUGGCGGUCCAGGUGGGUGCCACUCACAUGCUGCCGAUGCUCAUCGCCGGCACUCUGCUGCGUUAUCUCGUGAAUCUGCUGUUCACCGCUCUGUCAAAGUUGGACACUUUUGCUGAGCCGGUGCGCAUCCAUAGGACGAAUCCACCCGCAGAGCAGCACGAGCGCGAGCUGGACUGGGAUGGACCGGUCAUUCUGUCCCCGACUGCCUUUGUCUUGGUCGAUGCCGUGACGCCAUGGCUGAGGACAACGGUGCCGCUGAGCUGGUCAAACAUCGCAGUGUGCUUCCUUGCGCACUAUCUCGUGGUCGAGCCGCUCUAUUACCUUUUUCACCGAUGGCUCCACACCCCCGCGGUGUACAAGGCCUCGCACGUGCAUCACCACAGCUCAGUGGUCACGGAGGCUAUUUCGGGCACUUCGCAUCCCAUGCUGGAGACCCUAGGCUACCUGGCGAACUUUUCCUUCCCGUGCGGGUCCUGA
Messenger RNA from Symbiodinium necroappetens, 606 nucleotides. The record is from the annotation of a GenBank genome assembly. Lineage: Eukaryota; Dinophyceae; Suessiales; Symbiodiniaceae.